AUGGCACCCAUGCUAGAUGAUUGGGAUGCCUCGAGCAGUGAGCACAUACUGCCAAAACUCAAUCAUAGCCCUUCUCUCAAGAGCAUACUUUACGUCGAUGCAUACGACUCAUUCUCAUACAAUGUGGUCGCCAUGCUGGAGGAGACCUUGGGGGCUAAAGUCACGGUGAUAACCAUUGACUCAGACUGGCCCGAUUCCAACAUGAUCGAUUUUCUCCAGCACUACGAGGCCAUCGUACUCGGACCAGGGCCAGGAGAUCCUAACAUUCCCUCCGAUGUCGGCAUCAUGAGAGACAUCUGGAAUCUCCACGACUCGGAUCUCAUGCCAGUUUUCGGUAUCUGUCUAGGAUUCCAGAGCCUUUGUCUUCAUCACGGUGUUCCAAUUGAGCGGCUCCCGUACCCGCUUCAUGGCCAAAUUCACAAGAUUUCCACGUCCUCGAAGGAUAUCUUUGAAGAUUUACCUGAGGUAGAGGUCACGCUCUACCACUCACUCUAUGCCAACUCAGCUUCUUCCACUUCGCCCGAGCUAGAAUAUCUGGCUUGGUUGUCAUUAACGGAUCGGCCGGAAACACCCAUCCCCAUGGCAGUCCGCCACCUCCAGAAGCCUUUCUGGGGUGUUCAGUUCCACCCGGAGUCCUGCAAAUCAGAUUUCAAUGCCUGUAAGGCACUUCUUCAAAAUUGGUGGAAAAUGGCUCUUGCAUUUAAUAAGAUUGUCGGACGCGGGGGAUAUUGUUCCCUUCCUGAGACAGUUAUCAGCCCUCACACUUCUCCCACCCCAUUCCCUGAUGCUGCAUAUGAAAUGCUCAAAUGGAGCAAGUCGGCUUCGAGGUGUUCGAUUGCUCGGACUUUCCAACGAUCUGACCUGACUGCAGAGACCAUUAGUGAGUUUUUCAACAAACCAGGUACUCCGACAGUCGUGUUUCAAUCGAAUGGCCAAUAUAGCAUCGUCUCGGUGCCAAGUCCUGGCUCAUGGCGAUUGGAAUAUACCGUUGAUACGCACGUCCUUCAUUUACUCCAGCUAUACGGUGAACACCGGGAUGUUGAGAGUCGUCUUACCGUUGCUCAGUUGUGGGAUGCAUUGCGCUAUCUGAUGGAAAUGAAGAAGGUCAACUCUGGAAGUCUGCAGGUACCAUUCUGGGGUGGUUUCCUGGGUUAUUUCUCCUAUGAACUUGGUCUCACUUGUCUGCCCCAUCCAGGCUCAGCGCAGGCUUCUGAGACACCGAAGCCCUCUGGCACAGAGAACGCUUCGUCUCGUUCUUCUUUCGCGGAUCCCCCCGAUGUCAGCCUUUUGUGGUGUGAAAGAAGUGUAGUUGUCGAUAAUGCUACUGGUGACGUUGUUAUCCAAUCUAUUCGCCAAGAUGAUACAACCUGGCUCGAUGAAACACUACAGCAGCUGCAGGGCCUCUCAACUAGUGACAGCAAUUCACUUGGGGAGCACGGUUUGGAUUCUAUUCUCAGGGAAGCCAAGAUUCAGUUGCCCGAGGAAAAAAAGUACAAACAACAAAUCGAGUCUUGCCAAGCAGAGCUAAAAGCCGGCGAAUCUUAUGAGCUGUGUUUGACAUCUGAGACAUCAAUCACCUUGCCAGUUUCAGAGGUGGAAUCGGAUCGUGUCGUGUUCCCCUGGAAGCUGUACAAGCGACUCAAAAAAUACAACCCAGCUGCAUUCAGUGCUUUUGCUGAUUUGGGAGAUACGAAGAUUGCCAGCAGCAGUCCGGAGUGUUUCCUCAACUGGGACCGCCACUCUACAUUGGAGAUGAAACCAAUGAAAGGCACAGUCCGAAAGUCUCCAGACAUGACCAUGGAAAAGGCUUGUGAGAUCCUCAGCUCCACCAAGGAGAUGGCCGAGAACCUGAUGAUCGCGGAUUUAAUCCGCCAUGAUCUAUAUGGUAUCUGUGGAUCAGGCGGUGUUCACGUCGAGAAACUGCUGGAAGUCGCCGAUUAUGGCCGAGUCUACUCAAUGAUUACCCACAUCAAAGGCAAAGUCCGUCCCAACCACCCUGGUUUUGCGGUGCGACAUAUGCCUCAACUGCAUACCCCCAACAUGUCUGUCCAUGGCCUGACUACCCUCCAGCGGUGUCUGCCACCUGGUUCCAUGACAGGUGCACCAAAGGAGCGCUCUUGCAUGCAUCUUAAAACAAUUGAGAAUCGCACGCGUGGCAUUUAUUCCGGUGUCAUGGGCUUCCUGGACCUUGGUGGCGGCGGAAGUUUCUCGGUACUGAUUCGCUCAGCAUUUACCUGUUAUGGUGGACACGAUUACACCGAGAAUAAGCAGCAGACCUGGCGAAUUGGAGCCGGGGGUGCCAUCACUACGCUCAGCACAGCGGAGGGGGAAUGGGACGAGAUGUUGACGAAACUCCGUGUUGUUUGCAACGUCUUCAAGCCGCUUGAUGCAGAUGAGAAAGCCAUUGCCGCUUCUUAA
This is a messenger RNA of Penicillium paradoxum, 2418 nucleotides long. It is a transcript of the gene pabA, whose product is annotated as aminodeoxychorismate synthase pabA. The transcript has a single exon. The record is from RefSeq and is a predicted model, not a curated record. Lineage: Eukaryota; Fungi; Ascomycota; Eurotiomycetes; Eurotiales; Aspergillaceae. Gene Ontology annotation, biological process: L-tryptophan biosynthetic process. The coding region runs from base 1 to 2418 and encodes 805 amino acids.